Aspergillus sclerotioniger CBS 115572 is the source of this 744-nucleotide messenger RNA. RefSeq names its product clathrin light chain CLC1. The transcript has 4 exons. Gene Ontology annotation, cellular component: plasma membrane; clathrin coat of coated pit; clathrin coat of trans-Golgi network vesicle. Gene Ontology annotation, molecular function: structural molecule activity; clathrin heavy chain binding. NCBI's taxonomy places the organism in Eukaryota, Fungi, Ascomycota, Eurotiomycetes, Eurotiales, Aspergillaceae. Bases 1 to 744 code for a protein of 247 amino acids. The record is from RefSeq and is a predicted model, not a curated record. Gene Ontology annotation, biological process: intracellular protein transport; clathrin coat assembly; clathrin-dependent endocytosis.
AUGGCGGAUCGCUUCCCUUCGUUGGAGGACUUCUCUGCGGGCCAGACCGAAGUUGUCGAAACAAACGGUGUAUCGGAUGAGAACGAUUUCCUAGCUCGUGAGCGUGCUAUGCUCGGUGAUGAUGCAGAACAGUUUGCGACCCCCCAAGAUCAUGUCGCUGCCGACGAUGUAAACAAUGAUGACUUACUGGGUGGUGCGGAUAUCGCUCCGGCCGCCGGGGAUGUUGAGCCUCAGGAGAUCGCUGGCUUCGAGUCCUCCUUCCCGGCUCUUGAUACCCAGAACGAGCAAGUUGCCCCUGGUGGUACGAUUACUGGAUCGGGUGCCCCCUUCCCACCUACCGGCUAUUCCAAUUAUACUUAUCAGGCACCAGAGGAGGACCCAGAGCCUGUUCGGGAAUGGCGUGAGCGGCGAGAUGCGGAUAUCCAGCGUCGCACGGAGAUCUCAGAAGAGAAGAAAAAUGCUACUAUAAACAAGGCCCGCGAGGAUAUUGACGACUUCUAUGUCUCGUACAACAACAAGACGGACAAGCUUCGUGCCCAGACCCGUGCUGAAGCGGAUCAGUUCCUGGCUAACCGUGAGGAUACCUCGUCCGGAGGCACCAGCUGGGAGCGCAUUGCGAAGCUUGUCGACGUCUCUGGAAAGGGAUCUAAGGGCGGUGCCAGUGGCUCCGGUAAGGAGCGCUUCCGUGAGAUGCUUCUUGAUCUCAAGAAGGACCAGAAUGCCCCCGGUGCCGGUGGUGUUUAA